UGGUAUGAAUGAAGAACCAACAUGCACCAGUUCUUUUGCUUCUUUAAUUCUUCUUGUUUCCCAUAUCCCCGCUUAGAUCGGAUCUUUCUCUUCCCUUUAUCAACAAAACCACUCAAAAACAAAAAAUAAAACAAUUUUUUAAAAAUGUAUAAACAAAAAAAUAUUUACUAGACAAGAACUUUUUCUCCCAUAAUUCAUCAAGAACCAAAAAAAAAAAAAAAAAAAAGAUAACAAUAUUUUCUUGAAAAAAAAAAUUCUUGAUGUUUUUGGCCAUUUUAUGGCAUAAAUAUUUACCAGACAAAGCUUUUUCUCCCAUAUUUCAUCAGGAACACACACAAAAAAAAGGAUAGUAAUAUUUUCUUGAUUAAAAAAAAAAAGUAAUAUUCUUGAUGUUUUUGGCAAUUUUAUGGAAUGAAUAUUUAUCAUUUGUGAGGUUUUUGUGAUAAAAAUGGGGAAUGUAACAGCAGGUGUAGCAGCAAAGUUUGCAUUUUUUCCACCAGACCCACCAACAUAUGAAGUAAUUAAAGAAGAAGAUGGAAGGAUAUGUUUUAGUGGUAUAACAGCUGAUAAAAAUGUGAAUGUACAUUUGUUAGAGACAAAAGGUGGUAAUAAAAUUGUUGCAACAUUUUGGAAACAUCCAUCAGGGAGAUUUACAUUACUUUAUUCACAUGGAAAUGCUGCUGAUUUGGGACAAAUGAUUGAUCUUUUUGUUGAACUUAGAGCUCAUCUUCGUGUUAAUAUUAUGUGCUACGAUUACACGGGAUAUGGUGGAUCGUCGGGUAAGCCAUCUGAGUUCAACACGUACCACGACAUAGAAGCUGUCUAUAACUGUUUGAAGAGCGAAUACAGCAUUAAACAGGAGGAUAUCAUUCUGUACGGACAAUCUGUUGGCAGCGGGCCGACAUUACAUUUGGCAUCUCGCUUACAGAGGUUAAGAGCUAUUGUUCUUCAUAGUGCUAUACUUUCGGGAAUACGAGUUCUAUAUCCUGUCAAGAUGACAUUCUGGUUUGACAUUUUCAAAAAUAUAGACAAGAUACAAAAAGUCAGCUGCCCGGUUUUAGUGAUCCAUGGUACCAAAGACGAAGUUGUUGAUUUUUCACAUGGUAAGCGUUUGUGGGAACUUGCCAAAGAGAAAUAUGAUCCGUUAUGGGUCGAAGGUGGAGGACAUUGUAAUCUAGAGACAUUUCCCGAGUACAUCAAGCAUAUGCGCAAAUUCAUUAACGCAAUGGAGAAACACUCGUUUUCUAAACGAAACAAGGGACGGCUUUCUCAAGCCCCGAGUAUAGCUGAAUCCAAACACAACAGAUGCUUAAGAUUCGGAAAAAGACAAAAAUGAUUUGCUCUACCUAGUUUGCUAUGAAACGCUUGCACAGCACCAAGAAGAAAAAAAGUCCGCGCUUAUUGCAACAAAGAUAACUGAUUCAAGAAACUGGCUGUUCUGUCACCAACACCAGAUCGAGCUGCAGAUUCGGCCAGUUCAUUACAGAUCGCUGCUCCAACGUGAUUAGUUUAUGUGUCGGGACAAGAAUAGUCGACUUGUCUGUUAAUGUAACAGUGUGUAUUAUCCCAGAAAAAGAUCAUGGUUAGAACUUUGAUUCAACUCGCUUUGUACACUAGGAUUCUCAGUGUUUUGGCAAUAGAAAUGCAAAUUUAUUUGCUGUA
Messenger RNA from Capsicum annuum, 1662 nucleotides. RefSeq names its product alpha/beta hydrolase domain-containing protein 17B. The record is from RefSeq and is a predicted model, not a curated record. Bases 449 to 1336 code for a protein of 295 amino acids. The transcript has 5 exons. NCBI's taxonomy places the organism in Eukaryota, Viridiplantae, Streptophyta, Magnoliopsida, Solanales, Solanaceae.